CCACCGCCUGCCCCGCCUCCUCUUUUCCCGCCGGGCGCCGGCCUUCCGGAAAUGGGCGUGGCCCGCAGGACGUUAACGCGUUGCAGGAAGAAGGUCCUCUGGUUCCGGUGUCAUGGCUGGCCCUUCUGAAGGUGCGCCUGUGGCUCCCGACGGGAAGAGGCAACAGUUCGGGAGCCGGUUCCUGACCGACCCGGCGCGCGUCUUCCACCACAAUGCCUGGGACAAUGUGGAGUGGUCGGAAGAGCAGGCCGCGGCGGCAGAGAGGAAAGUGCAGGAGAACAGUACCCAGCGGGUGUGCCCCGAGAAGCAAGUUGAUUAUGAAAUCAAUGCCUGUAAGUACUGGAAUGACUUCUACAAAAUUCAUGAAAAUGGGUUUUUCAAGGAUAGACACUGGCUUUUUACCGAAUUCCCUGAGCUGGGACCUAGCCCAAACCAAAAUCACAUGAAGGAUUUUGCCUUGGAAAACAAGAAGAGUGAAAUCCCUGAAUGUAGAAGCAGUGAUAAUGGACCUGGUUUAACAAUAAAAGAGCAUCAGAAGUGUUCUCCCAGCCUUGAGCAUAAAAAACAGAUGCUUCCUAUGGAAGAAAAUGUAACUCAGAAACUCAGUCGCCUGGAAAUUUGUGCUGAUGAGUUUGCUGGAUCCUCAGCCACGUACCGAAUACUUGAGGUCGGUUGCGGUGUGGGAAACACAGUCUUUCCAAUUCUGCAAACUAACAAUGACCCAGGCCUCUUUGUUUACUGUUGUGAUUUUUCUUCCACAGCUAUAGAACUGGUCCAGACAAAUUCAGCAUAUGAUCCUGCCCGCUGUUUUGCCUUUGUUCACGAUCUGUGUGAUGAAGACCAGAGUUACCCAGUCCCUCAAGACAGCCUUGAUGUCAUCGUUCUCAUAUUUGUUCUUUCAGCAGUUGUUCCAGACAAGAUGCAGAAAGCUAUCAGCAGGCUGAGCAGACUUCUGAAGCCUGGAGGGAUGAUGCUUCUGCGAGAUUAUGGCCGCUAUGACAUGGCUCAGCUUCGGUUCAAAAAAGGUCAGUGUCUCUCUGGAAAUUUCUAUGUGAGAGGUGAUGGUACCAGAGUUUACUUCUUUACACAAGAAGGAAGAUCAUGUGGCCCCUCUACCUUGCAGGCUGCCUUUCUUCUGCGAGUCCCCUUCCCUCACCCUGAACCUCACUGUCCCCAGACAACCCUGGCUCAUGAUGGUCUUCAGUCCACUCCUUGCUCUGCUCUCCCUUUCUGUCAUUUUGUCCAAAAUGGGAACCUCACCUUUUUGCAAGACUCAUCUCCAGCCUGGCCUGACUCACCAUCUCCACCAGACUGGGCCCAGGGUGAAUUGUUUCCGCUGGCUCCAGAUGAGCUGGACACACUUUUUACUACUGCAGGACUGGAAAAGGUGCAGAACCUGGUGGAUCGCCGAUUGCAAGUGAACCGAGGAAAACAGCUGACCAUGUACCGAGUCUGGAUUCAGUGCAAAUACAGAAAGCCUCUUAUGCCCAACACCAGCUGAGAGGCACCUGCUCCUGACAUGGCACAAGCUCUUUCUGUUUCAGGGCUUUUUUCUAAGAGCAUCCAUAAAUGGUGCUUGCCAAUGUUGGAUAGUUUAAUAAUUCAAACAAAGCCAGGCACACUGGUGGCUCAUGCCUAUAAUCCUGGCUACUUAGGAGGCUAAGAUUGGGAGGAUCAUUUCGAGACCAGCCUGACCUCCAUCUCCAAAAUAA
Molecule: messenger RNA, 1712 nt
Organism: Castor canadensis (American beaver)
Lineage: Eukaryota; Metazoa; Chordata; Mammalia; Rodentia; Castoridae
Source: RefSeq, a predicted model, not a curated record